Molecule: messenger RNA, 1273 nt
Organism: Cucumis melo (muskmelon)
Lineage: Eukaryota; Viridiplantae; Streptophyta; Magnoliopsida; Cucurbitales; Cucurbitaceae
Exons: 8
Coding region: 318-1199 (293 amino acids)
Source: RefSeq, a predicted model, not a curated record
AUCCUAAUUCCUUCACCGCCAAGAAAUCCCAACGUGCAACCUCCAUUGUUAACCGCGAAAAUCCUUAGAAUUCCAUAUUGCAGUACCCAAUAAGCGUUAGAUCCAAUUCUCCAUGAUCCCAUUUUUCAAGGAAAACAAACAAGAAAUUUUUUUCUUUUUUACAUCCAUUAGCCAAUUUUAGCGUUUGGUCGUUUCCUUCGAGUUCAGUCUCUCCUCUUUGACCCCGAUUACCCCAUUUCUCAAGUUCCCAUCAAAAAAGCCCCUUCUGGGCUGCCUUUUGAUUUCUACCUUCGAAUUGGGUCCUUACGAGUUCGGCCAUGGCGUCGCAAGCUGAUUACAUGGAGAAAAUCCACCUUCGUCAGAAUUACAGAAAUAUCUGGCAUACUGAUCUCACGGGCACCAUUGCUGCCAGUCCACCUUAUUGUUGCUUUUCUUUAUUCUGUGCCCCAUAUGCUUCUUACCUUCUGCGCAAACGAGCUCUUUACGAUGAUAUGUCGAGAUACACAUGCUGUGGUGGCUACAUGCCUUGCAGCGGCAAGUGUGGAGAAAAGCGUUGCCCUGAAGUUUGUCUAUGCACUGAGGUUUUUUGUUGCUUUGCUAAUUCAGUUGCAUCAACACGUUUCAUGUUGCAAGACGAGUUCAAUAUACAGACAACAGAGUGUGAUAACUGCAUCAUCGCCUUUACGUUGUGCCUCUCACAACUGGCUUGCAUAUGCUCCAUAAUUGCUUGCUUGCUUGGAAGUGAAGAACUUCGAGAGGCCUCAGACUUAUUGACCUGUUUAUCUAAUCUUGUAUACUGCUCUGUCUGUGCAUGUAUGCAGAGCUCCAGACACAACACAAGCUUGAGUUGGAUAAAAGAGAUGGCAAGUUUGGACCUCAACCACCACCCAUGGCUGCGCCUCUCACACAGCAAAUGUCCCGUAUCGUUCAGCCUAUUCCGGCCGCUGUUGGUGGAUAUCCUCCUCCUCCGGUAUAUGGACAACCAUUUGGGCACCUACCCCCUCCUGUUGUUCAAGGCUACCCCCCGGCACGGCCACCACCACCAGCCCCUCACCUGGCUCAAGGCUACCAGCCCCCUCCUCCAUUUCAAGGCUAUCCACAACCCGGUUAUCCUCCGCAUCCGCCUCCGGGCCAAUACAAGUGAUUUGUUCCACAUUGUUUCCCAAAUAUGUAAACUCAAAUUUGCAUAUUCUGAAUAAAAUUUCCUAUGUAAUAGGAUAUAAUCGUUUCUAUUGCGUAGGAAAUAUGAAUGAAAAACUUGCAAUUAUCGAAA